AGGUGAAUGCGUCCUUUCCUGCAAGCAUUCCGGGCUACACUUCUGUUGAUGAUCUCAACGAAUCUUCCCUUCGAGCGUACAGAGUCAAGGUCACUUCUGGAUGCAGUAUCGGAAUCGAGUUCCGAAGCUACGGAAGUUCCAACAAAUUAACCAUUAAAGACAAUCUGGAAGCUCCAACGAUAUAUCGAUCAUACGAACAUGAAUCCCCGUCAAUUGAAGGCACGUAUAUCAAUUUUCCUAUGACAUCACUAUGGCUGCAGUCGGAUAUCAGUAAAAUGACAUCGGUUGUAAAGGUGUACGAGUCGUGUGUGAAUGGGAACUGCCAUCGUGGUACGUGUUCGUAUGGUGUAUGUUCUGACAUCACUAACGAGUAUUCUUGUCGAUGUGAACCGGGCUAUGGGGGUGUAAACUGCGUCCAAGAUGUCGAUGUAAAGGAAUGGAUCCUGGAUUGGCCCGAUGGUAGUCAGCAAGUACCACUGACACACAACAUAACUUGCAAAGUGAAUGUUCCUAUGCCUGACUGUGGGAUCGAGUACAUCCUGGAUAAUCGUGAAGUAAAUUACGACUCUUAUCUAUCGCUUGUCAUACGGUCCUCGGACAUUUCAGAUGCAAAUUCUACAUUUCUGACCGAUUCCAGUAGCAUUUUCGACGAGUACGGAUACUUGAACCGGUCGAACAUCUGGUUCCAGCUCUAUAGUGCCUCACCUACGAACGGUGUAUUAAUCAUGUCAGCCAAGUGUGACAUGUAUGAACAAGGGAUCAACUGUGCAUCGAAUCCAUGCAGCGAAAAUAGCGAUUGCUUUGAUCACGAUGCUGGCUAUAAAUGUGUUUGCUAUGUAGCAUACACUGGUGUAAAUUGCAGUGAAGUUGAAAAUAGGUUACUAGGUGCUAUGGAAUACAUUCAAGCCAACAAUACAAACAUGACGAUCGGAAUCUGUAACGAAUACCAUUCAUGUUCGAAUCUUGGUUGUAAUUAUGUCGCCUUUUACUUCAGCUGCAGCUGCGACAACUCAUGCGAGCAUUUUGAAGAUUGUUGUUGGGACUACCAAUUACUGUGCAAAAACAAGGACACUGGAGGGUUCAGCUUUGGAUUUGGAGUUGGUUUGGGAAUGUCUGGCUUUGUUGGUGAUGAUAACAUGGAAACCAUAGAAGUGCCUGAUUCGGUUCGCCCCAACAUGCUUUCAUGCGUUAAGGCAAAUACUGCGAGUUAUUGGUUUGUCACACGUUGCCCAUUAAAGUGGAAUAGUUCAGACACACAGGCAAGGUGUGAAGACACUGCUUCUUUCACCGAUGACCUACUGACAAUUGUGCCAGUGUCUCUUGAGUACAGGGUGACUUUCAGAAAUGUCUAUUGUGCCAUCUGCCAUGGUUUUCAACCUGCCAACAUCACACCUUGGCCUGUUCUUUUCAACUGCAGUGAUGGCUCUGUUUCACCUACAGAUACUGAUGAAAUGCUGGAUAGAAUCAAGAGAGGGGUGUGCAAUUAUACAUUCGAUAAUGAAUCUUCGUUCAAGAGAACCCCUGCAUAUCGAGAAUGCUUCAACGAAGUCCGAAGUUGUCCAGAAGAUUUUGCAGAUGAUACGAUUGCUGAUGCUUGUGUGGGUUUAGGGUUGCGGGCACCGUUGACACUUUCCUUGAAAAUGCCAUAUUUUUUCAAUGAAUACUGUCUCAAGUGUAAUCUUCCGGAUCGUCACUAUUCAGAGUUCACUUCUUGUUUCCAUUAUAUCAUAGGGGAGGGGACGACACCUAAAGGGUUCCCAAUCACACUUUUGGUAGAUUUUAAAGGUAAUGACGGUAUCCAUUUCAAAGUUGAUAAGACUUUUGUCCAGCAGGAAACAGUGGAAUGCGAAGAAGGAGCUGUCUUUGACAUUCUGUCGGGGAUAUGCCGUUCUCUUUCGUGCAGAAACGGCUUGUCUCUUCUUAACGGUGAGUGUACCUGGGCUGUCGAGUGUAAUGGGAAUCGUGUUGUAAUUGAAUUUGGUGGCUUGAACAAUUCAAUCAGAGAAUGUGAAUUAUUUCAAGAAAAUCAAGGUGUGAUGAAGUGCCUCACAGAAUUCCUUGGGAUAUCCUUGGAUGAACUUUCUUUAGUCCGUGUUUACCCCGAUGUGGAUCAGUGUAUCGCACAGGAUGUGAAUACAAAAAUGACGGUUGAGGUGCAAGUCGACAUGUCAUAUUCCACCUUGGUUAAAAUAAUUAAUAAUUCAUCAAGAGGUAAUUUAUGUGGAGCAUCGGUUUUGCAGUUCCAGCUGUAUUGCAGUGAUGAAGAUAUGCCUUGUCAAUUUGGAUGGAUGGAUGUGAAAUACGGCCAAGAUGUCUCCGAGGUCACCUUGAAUAAAAAACCUCAUCUGACAUUCAGAGGACAUCAUGCAGCACAGAAAUAUAAAUCUGUUGAAGUGAGAAGAACGGCGCAGUUGCAACGUUGGCAUGUCAAUGCGACGGUUUCUAUAAGAGAAGUAGUCCAGUUUUGUGUUGACCGCAUGGAAAAUGCUUCCGAUCCAGUAUCAGUGAUUCUUUCUUGUCCAAUUAUCACAAUGAAUGCUUCGGAAUUCCGUCAGCUUCAAACUGAGAAUCAAACAAUCCUGGUCCAUUUGGUGUCUGGCAUGCAAUUCAAUGAAUCUGAAUUUGGGAUAAGUAAAACUGGAAACAUUCAAGUGUGUUCAUUUUCAUUAGAGAAUAGCGGUGUUAUAAAUAUCACCUCUUCCGUGGAGUUUCUACAGUACUCCGACUCUCAGAGCAUUCUAAGUACUGUUUGCGUGACUGUCUCCCUCAUUUCUUUGAUAGUGACCCUCUCCACUCACAUCAUGUUUCCAUCUCUUCGGAAAUUGACCAAUAACAAACUCAUGAUGUUCCUUUGUGUGUUCCUGUUCCUUGCUCAACUUCUGACAGUUGUUGGUUCAUAUGCAUACCGCUUUCCCAUCCUCUGUAAGGUUGUCUCUGCAACUACCCAUUUUUGCUGGUUAGCUGUAUUCGCCACUACCAAUUGCCUUGCCUUCGAUUUACACCACACGUUUGGUUACAACAGGAGCUUCAACUUUGCGCAGACGAGUGUAAAGUCACUCAUUAGGUACCUAGUGUACAUCCCGGGUGUGUCGUUUUGUGUGGUCAUCCCUUGUAUCUGCAUUGACGCUAUCACCCAUUCGGAAGUGCUGGAUUAUUCAUAUGGUGGUCUUUGUUGGGUUGGUGAUGAUUUCAUGAGGUUCAUGGCAUUCGGUAUCCCAAUGGCAAUACUUUUGGCAAUUAAUGUGAUCCUCUUCUUUCACACCGCCCUUGGUAUCUGGAAGGGACAUCAGAAUGCUAAGAAGGUCGGGAGGAAAAACAUGCGACCAAGCUUCCAGGAGAGAUUUAACCUACUGAAAAUUUAUAUCAAGGUACGCAUAACGUAUAUCUUGGCAUGCUUAAUCAGGCCCUGA
Lytechinus variegatus (green sea urchin) is the source of this 3410-nucleotide messenger RNA. RefSeq lists its product as uncharacterized. Gene Ontology annotation, biological process: cell surface receptor signaling pathway; G protein-coupled receptor signaling pathway. The coding region runs from base 240 to 3410 and encodes 1056 amino acids. The record is from RefSeq and is a predicted model, not a curated record. NCBI's taxonomy places the organism in Eukaryota, Metazoa, Echinodermata, Echinoidea, Temnopleuroida, Toxopneustidae. Gene Ontology annotation, cellular component: membrane. The transcript has 6 exons. Gene Ontology annotation, molecular function: G protein-coupled receptor activity.